This is a messenger RNA of Prionailurus viverrinus (fishing cat), 2948 nucleotides long. It is a transcript of the gene CB4H12orf56, whose product is annotated as chromosome B4 C12orf56 homolog. Lineage: Eukaryota; Metazoa; Chordata; Mammalia; Carnivora; Felidae. Bases 88 to 2217 code for a protein of 709 amino acids. The record is from RefSeq and is a predicted model, not a curated record. The transcript has 13 exons.
CCCGCAGCCCCCGGGGAUGCGUGAUGAUGAUUCACCUGAAGGACCAGCGUCUCGCCCGGUCCAUUGUUGUCUGAGGUUGGCCCGAGGAUGGGCGGGAGGCGGGGCCGGGGAGGGUGCUCCCGGGAGCCAGGCCCCGGGGUCGCGCCCCGAAGUUGGGGGCCCCGCGCACUGCGCCCGGGGGAGGUGGCCGCGGCAGGGCGGGCGGCUUUGUGGCGCGCGCGGGUUCCACCGCAGGCGGCGCGGAGGCGGGGCCCUGCACAGGCGUCCGCCAAACCCCCGCUUUCGGCCGGGCCGCGGCCGCCGCACAUGGCCGGCUCCGCAAGGGCCGGCUUCCCUGCGCACACGAAUAGCCGCCUGGACGCGUUCCUGCGGAGGCGGCUGCCGCCCGAGGUCUACGACGCCAUCCGCGCCUACGAGCCGUGCAUCGUGGUGUCCGACUCGGAGAAGCACACCUUCAAGUACGUGGUCCUCAGCGAUCGGCUCAUCUACCUGACCGAGAACCCGCCCAAGUCCAUACGGCGAGCAGUGGCGCUGCGGGACGUCGUGGCCAUUGACCUGAUUGAUGAUUACCCACAAUUUCUGAGUCCACCAGACAGAGAAACCAACCAACAUAUUCGUAUCAUCUAUUCUUCAACUGUUUUGAAAAAAGAGUGUGAAAAAUCAAAAGGUGUCAAGAAAUUCUCAUUUCCAUUUCAUCCAUCUCAUUUCCAUUUCAUUGCCGCUUCUAACAACAAAAAAGUUGAAGAAGAGAUUAAUGGCCCUGUCUUUUGGAGAGGCAAAGAAGUUUGCCGAAGUUUGAAUGAAUCCUCUCUCAGGUACCACCAAGAGGUCAGCACACCAUCCACAGACUCAACCUUCUGUCUUCCUUCAGACCUCAAGGAGCCAUCUCUUCAUGGCCAAAGUGCCUUUCGACCCUUACCCACCCCCUCCAGGAGGAGCUGUCAAUCCACAUCAGCUACGGGAAAGGUUGUCACCUUGCCAUCUUGCACAACCAACACGAAAGAACCCAAGGCACUGUCAGAUCACAACGGUUCUCUAAGUGAAGUCCCUUUAAAGGGCAAUGGGAACGGAAAUGAGUUUUACUCAGGAAAUUCCUCCCUGGCUUCCCCUUUACAGAGCAACCCAAACCUAGAGAAAAAGGCAUUGGAACUUCAUUUGUACAUUAUUUCUACAACCUCAUCGAUAUUUCUGCACUUAAAAAGUUCGUGGACCAAUUAUAUUAUAAAAGCUACUCUUUUACAAGAUCCCCUACGUGCUGGUGAGCUCAGUCCUAUCGGAAGUCAAAAGCCAUAUAGAUCUGAGGAGAAAAUUAAGCACUUCGGUCAACUUAAAUCUGAACUUUUCCUUAAAGACAAUACGUUGAGGAAGAUAGUUUGUCUAAUUACAGAACUUAAAGUAGCAGCCCAGAAAAACUUCAUUCUGAAAAGGCUUUUCUGGAAAACCAGUGACCUUUUCUAUUUCCUAGUGAACAAACUUCAUGAGUACUUGCCAGAGUCUAGGGAUAAGAGCACACUUCAAAAUAGAAGCCAAAGGGCUGAUGAGCUGCUGGCAUGCAUUGAAAUUAUGCAGACUCUGGGACUGAUGUUCAGAGAAACAGAAACUGAGUCAUCACGCCUAAAGACAUUGGCAGCUAAGAAGGGAGCAUUAUUUAAUCUUUUGGUAAUAUUAAUUAGUGAACCUCAGAUUCCAAAAUCUUGUCCUGUGUUUGAUAUCCAGUUGGUGGCUGAUUCAACUUUAGUUGAGAUGUCUUUUGAUGCUGAGUUACAGAACCUUAUCAAGGAAUAUACAGAUACAGCUACGGCACUUUUAUAUGAGAUAUUUCUUGUCUUUCAGCAGGGAAAUCUUGGAUUGGGACCAGAAGAGUUUGCUAUUAGCUGGAUGAUGUCCUUCCUACAAAGUCGUCCUCCCUUCAUCACCUUCCUGGCCAGUAUUGUGAAACAAGUGGUAAAGGGGCUUGGAGCUUCAUUUCAGCCGCUAAGUCCCAGCCAAGCCGUUCUGCUGUAUCAGCAGUUUUACAUCCUCAAGAGCUGCCUGCAGUACAGCCAGACUUUAGCUGAGUAUAUUAGGAAUGACUACAGAGAAGAAUUCAGGUACUUUAUUCACAUGCCAGCCUUGGAAAAAAGGCUCCCAUUGUGGUAUCCUAUUACCCAACCCACCACUCAACUUUUUCAUGAAGUUCUGAAAUUGGUUGAACAGAAACAAUGUGUGGAACGUUAAUAAGAAUCUCAAAUGUUAAUCAGGAGUCAACCUAAUAUUUACGAGAAGACUUAAAAUUUUGACUUAUUUAAUAUCUGGCUAUCCCUGUGUCUUACAAACAGAUUUUAUUUAAAGGUUCCAUCAAUACCCGUAAGAGAAGUCUUUAAACAGUCGUUUAUCUGCCACAAAAAAAUCAACUUUAAAUACGAUGACAUACGUAAAGUGAUGCUAAAAAAUGAGUGUUCCUCUCAAAAGAAGUUUCUAAAAAUAAAAAACUAUAAAGAAAACAGAGGCCUGUGGAGAGUAAAUGUAGAAAGUGCAACCUGAUGAGUUUGUUGGUGUGACAAUGGAGAGUGGUGUGAACCCACUGAAAUACCCAAAGAUAAACCAUGUGGGGACUGGAAAUUGCAAGGUGGUCAUGAGAGAAAUGCUGAGCAAUAGGUAGACACCCCUGCCUGUCUACCUGUAAAAAUCCCAGUGAAGUAAGUACUCACCAGAGAAAGAGCAGAAGAACACAGGCACAGCUAGAAGAAAGGUCAGUUCUUCAUUUACCAUGGGGAAGGAAGCUUGGGCUUUCUUCACAAUUAAAUGCAUUCGGGUGCUCAGUUUCAGGCACUCAUGGGCUAGUGUGAGACUCUCAUAGAGUCUCUGUGAAAGAGAAAUUGUCUUUAAGCAGUUAUGGCUCUCCCAGCCAUUUAAAAAAAUGUCUUCACUUUAUCUUAUGGUAAUAAACUAAUCCAACAAAAACUCAA